This is a messenger RNA of Exophiala xenobiotica, 1307 nucleotides long. RefSeq lists its product as uncharacterized. The record is from RefSeq and is a predicted model, not a curated record. The coding region runs from base 388 to 1164 and encodes 258 amino acids. NCBI's taxonomy places the organism in Eukaryota, Fungi, Ascomycota, Eurotiomycetes, Chaetothyriales, Herpotrichiellaceae. The transcript has a single exon.
CACAAUACAAUCCCACUCAUCUUCCCUGCGGCGAAAGAACAUCAUCUAAUCAACUCUAUGACUACCUCACCAAGAAUGUCACCUCGAUCUCAACAAGUGCUCACAAGUGUUUACCGUAUCAACCAGCACUGCUCCGUGCCUUGUCAUUGCCGCACGUCAAAGCCCACGAAUGGUCGGAUCGUCGGUUAUUUACUACUAGUAUCUCCUCCGUCAGACAAGCCUAGUGAGCCAUACGCUCCCUUAUUGACAUCCCUCUUCAAAAUCUUCAACACCAUAUCUGUCUACCACGUCGUCUAGACUUGAUAUCCUACAUCAUCCAUACCUCUUCGCCUCCUCCUCCAUACUCCGUAUACCCAGACCAACCUUCCAUUUCCAACUAGACCCAACAUGUCCCAUUCCCCUUCCCGUUCCUUCACCACCCCUUAUCCGAAACCAUACCCUCAAUUCCUCCUCUUCGGCGACUCCAUAACCCAAGGCUGCUCCUCGCACCUCUCCUCUGCUCUCUCAGAAUGGUACAUCCGACGCCUCGAUGUCCUCAACCGGGGAUUUUCCGGCUACACCAGCCAAAUGGGCCUUGACCUGCUUCCACACUUUUUCCCUGGCGCCUCCCAAGGCCACGCACAAGCACAAGUCUCCCUGAUGACGGUCUUCUUCGGCGCCAACGACGCGGUCCUCCCAGGGCACCCUCAACACGUCCCGCUGCACGACUACACUCGAGCCCUCCGCUCCAUCAUCGCCUACCCGGGCAUCGCUCUCCACGGCACAAAGAUCAUCCUCAUCACCCCUCCACCCGUCGACGAGUGGCAACUCGGCAACGACGAACGCACCGCGGUAAACACGCAAAAGUACGCCGCCGCAUGCCGCCAACUCGGCGCAGACCUCAAUCUGCCCACCCUUGACCUCUGGACCAUUUUUAUGACUAAAGCGGGCUGGCGAGAAGACAGUCCAAAGGGUACUCCUCUGAUAGGAAGCAAAGCCGCACCACGGAGCAACGUGCUCGACGAGUUAUUAUCAGACGGUCUGCAUUUCACGCCCAAAGCAUAUCAACUUGUCUUUGACGAACUGGUCAAGCUCAUCCAGGAGAAACUGCCGGACCAUGUCCCCGAGAGUUUGCCGUAUAUUUUUCCAGACUGGAAAGAUAAGCUCGGGAUUGAAGCACAAUGACAGCAGUAACUCCAAACGAGAGUGACAACGAGUGAGUUGAGUCUGGAAAAUGGGUUGCCUUCCGUAGAAGACUGGUAGUACUUACGGUCUCAUGGGGUAAAUUAUAUAAAUAAAACUUACUUAACCGGGGUGCAAAACAGCUG